CAGACCUCUCCGCCGGAGGCUGCAUGGACGAAGCCGCUUGAUAGUAAAACGGCAGAUACUGUAACAGUGAAAUUGAUGAGAGGAGUUACAGUGUGUGGGCAACAGCAGUUCAUUAUCAGCUGCGUGGUGCGAAGAGAGAGAGAUAACCAUCCACAUGACGGUGUGAGUGAGGAGCGUCUUGGAUUGACAGAGAGCGUCUUCUUCAAGGAGGAGAGCCAGGUGAAGACGGAAGGAUCUGUCUCCUCAUGCCGACUCGACACAACUAAAGGCAGAAGACAAGCAGGUUUCCCACGAGACCUGCCUCCUGGACCAGGUGCUGGAGCUGAUUAUGAACGAGAAGCCCCCCACCAGUGCUAGUCUUUUCCUAAACGAGGACACAGACAAACCCCCCCUUCCUGAGAGAGGAGACCUGAGGAGACGCCUACGCAGGGCCAUGGAGAGGAGAGCCAGCAGCAUGAAGGAGAGGAUGAGCUCCAUCAGUCGGGACAGCGUCAAAGGUUUCCUCAAGAGGAACCUGUUUGUUCUGUUCACUGUGGCCGCUGUGGCUCUGGGUGUAAUCCUGGGCUUUGCUCUACGCCCCCACAACCUGUCCCUGAGGGAGAUCAAGUACUUUGCCUUCCCAGGGGAGCUGCUAAUGAGAAUGCUCCAGAUGCUGGUGCUGCCUCUCAUUGUCUCCAGUCUGGUCACAGGUAUUUCCUCCUUGGACAGCAAAGCGUCAGGUAAGAUGGGUAUACGUGCAGUGGUUUACUACAUGGUGACCACCCUGAUUGCCGUGUUCAUCGGCAUCGUCAUCGUGAUGAUCAUCCGGCCGGGGAAAGGCAGCAGGGACAGUCCUGUGGCCAACAGUGGAAACAUAGAGCCGGUUCAGGCUGCUGAUGCUUUCCUGGAUCUCAUCAGGAACAUGUUUCCUCCCAAUCUGGUUGAGGCUUGUUUCAAGCAGUAUAAAACUGUGUACAAGAAGACUGUGCACACGAGAAACGUGACCGUGACUCUGAACCUCACCGAGACUCUCAACGUGACAGAGUCUAACCUGAGCGAGAACCUCAGCAGGGUGCUGCACACCAUACAGGAGACAGUGGUGGAGACUAUCCCUAUAUCAGGGUCUUCUAAUGGAGUGAACGCUCUUGGCCUGGUGGUUUUCUCCAUGUGCUUCGGUCUGGUCAUUGGCAACAUGAAGCAGCAGGGUCAGGCUCUCAGGGACUUCUUUGACUGCCUGAAUGAAGCCAUCAUGAGGCUGGUAGCCAUCAUCAUCUGGUACGCUCCAGUCGGCAUCCUGUUCCUGAUUGCAGGAAAGAUUGUGGAGAUGAAGAAUCUGGCAGAGGUGGGCAGCCAGCUGGGGAUGUACACUGUGUCAGUCAUUGUGGGUCUCCUCAUCCACGGCCUCUUUGUCCUGCCACUGCUCUACUUCCUGGUGACCAGGAGGAAUCCCUACAGCUUUAUUGGUGGCCUGCUGCAGGCGCUCAUCACUGCUCUGGGAACCUCAUCCAGCUCUGCCACCCUGCCCAUCACUUUCCGCUGUCUGGAGGAGAACAACCGCGUAGAUAAACGAGUGACACGUUUCGUCCUCCCCGUGGGUGCCACCAUCAACAUGGAUGGUACCGCCCUCUAUGAGGCUGUGGCAGCCAUCUUUAUUGCCCAAGUCAAUGACAUGGACCUAAACUUUGGGCAAAUUCUCACCAUCAGUAUCACAGCAACUGCUGCCAGCAUCGGAGCAGCAGGCAUCCCUCAGGCUGGCCUGGUUACCAUGGUGAUCGUAUUGACAUCGGUGGGACUGCCCACAGAGGAUAUAACACUGAUCAUCGCCGUGGAUUGGUUCUUGGACCGCUUGAGGACCACCACCAACGUGCUGGGAGACUCGCUUGGGGCAGGCAUCGUGGAGCACCUUUCCCGUGGAGAACUGCAGAGUCAGGAUGCAGAGGUGCGCAACUCUGUAAUCGAAGAGAAUGAGAAGCCCUACCAGCUUAUCUGUCAUGAAAACGAUUCACUCAACCACCGCAAGAGUGAGACGUCAAUGUGAAGACAAAAGCCUCAGGGUGGAAAUGUAUCAAAAGCAUUUAAGCUAGAAGGUUAGCUUGCAGUGGGGCAGGAACAGUCUUAGAAAAUAAUGUUCAACUCAGCCAGUGCUCGAGGUUCAAAGAUCAUUUUUGCAGUUACAGAUAAAAACUCACAUCUUUCUUUCAAAUGAGGCACAUGAAAAUUCAAACCCUAGCCAGGGCGAAAUAAGUACCCAUGUGGUUUAGGAAAACAUUACAUAUCCAAUGCCUACAGAUUUAAAGGGAUAGUUUGUAUAUUUUGAAGUGGGGUGUUAUGAGACAGUUGAUGUAUUACGUGCAGUAGAUGAUGGUCUGCGUGCUCCCAGUUUGGAGAACCGGACGCGCUAAAGGCAGUAAACAGACUGCAGACGGGACCUGUCACAAAACAUUUUAACCAUCUAAACAAAGGCCCAGCCUGAACAUGUUUAACCGCUUAUGUGUACACUGUAUUCACAAAUGUCCACCGAUUUUUUUUGCUAUCCACAGCCGUUUCACUCGGCCCUACUUUUUCUCAACCGCAGAACAUCCAUGUCCCUACACAUAACUGCAGCAGAUCGGCUGUUUAAAAAGUCCUCAGCUUCACCAUGUUUUCAAAGAUGGCAUAAAAUGUGUUAAAAUUAUGUUUCCCCACCAUGGAAAAAACUUUAGGGUUUAGGCAUUAAAACUACUUGGUUAUAAGGAAGUUUGUCUCUAACUUGCAUACAAAAGAUAAAAACAAACAGCCAUUUCCUGGAUGAAAGUCUUCUUUGACCCAUUCAUCCACCCUGACCUUUUCCCUACCCUGAUUAAAAAUGAUUUCUGUUGAAUCUGGGAAUUCGUGUUUACCCCACAGAUGCUAAUUGGACUUCCAUAGACAUUGUUUCUGUGAUGCUUUUAAGAGGUUGUUUGCCAUUUCACGUAUUUUAAUGAAAUCAGGUGGUUUAUGAUCCAUACAGUGAAGCAGCAUAAACUCCUCACCAGCAGCAGUGUCAGAGUACACAGUAUUGUUGUAGACACACGUCAUAAGUAAAAGUAAACCAGCGGAUUUCCACUCAUGUGAAUAUGUAUAUCUGUAUAAUUUGGCUAUUUCUGUUGCAUGACUUCACACUAUUAUUUCUUUUGUAAACACUUUCUCAUUACAACUACCUCUAAUAGGACUAAAUAUGAAGCUUCUUCAGUGCGUCACACAGAAAUACUCAAUGGAGCAUAGCAGCAGAUUUUAAAUGCAUCAGUCUUAUCAUUGUUUGGAAUAUUUCAUAUGUUAUUUAAGUUUGCUUGCACAAUUUAAUUACACAAUUUUGAAUAUACUUGACUGUUAAACACUGGAUGAUGAUGUGAAGGAGUAUGUUUAUUACUUAUUAUUUUAAUGUUGACAUUUUUCUAGUGUCUUAGUAUAUUGUUUUUUACUCAGUGGAUUCUUAUGAAUAUUAUAUAGGUGUGUAUUUCCUGUAUUUCUUUGGUGCUAUUGCUUUGAAAUCAUGGGUAAAGGACUGUACUGUGACACAAUAAUGUCACAGGAAUAUCUGCUCUACCAACCCUUUUGAUCUUUAUCUCUCUUUUUUUAUUGCAAGUCAUUAAAGUUGAUGGAUUUUCUUUUUUUUGACCGUUUUUCCAUUUUAAAGUUUUUUUUUCUUGGAAUGUGUAAUUUGACUUUUUUUUUUUAGAAUACUAAUGUAUAAACAGUAGUUUUCUUCUUCAUUAGUCAUGCUAUCAAUAUUUAAUAUCGUUAUAUUUUAACUGGAAUAAUAUAUAAUUCAUGCAAGGAUUUAGUUUUUAUUGUUUUGUGAAAUGGUACUGUGAAGAACGUGAAUCCUGUGAGGAAUUUAAUAUACAGAUGCUUUAUGCUUUUUGAUGUUGAUUGUUCUAGAGGAAGGUAUAAGUGUAUAAUUAUGAAAGUUAAAGGUAAUCAACCUUCUCCUGUCAUCUGACUGUGUGUCACUUUUAUGUUCAUUAAGAGGUUUGACUUAAGUUUUGAGGCUUGAUGUUAAUUAAUUUUUGAUUGACAGCUUAUGAAAAAAAAUGUGACAAAUAAAUGGCUCAGGAAUUGAA
Molecule: messenger RNA, 4061 nt
Organism: Centropristis striata (black sea bass)
Lineage: Eukaryota; Metazoa; Chordata; Actinopteri; Perciformes; Serranidae
Gene: slc1a6
Product: solute carrier family 1 member 6
Exons: 12
Coding region: 329-2017 (562 amino acids)
Biological process (GO): L-glutamate transmembrane transport
Cellular component (GO): plasma membrane
Molecular function (GO): L-glutamate transmembrane transporter activity; glutamate:sodium symporter activity; neutral L-amino acid transmembrane transporter activity
Source: RefSeq, a predicted model, not a curated record